AUGGAGCUUCUUACCCAUGUUGUGACCACCAAAUUACCUCCAGGAUUACUUCCCAAUAAAUCAACCCCUCCCAGGCUACGUCUAACUGACCUCAAACGCUUUGAGAAGAUCAUAGAAGACCUCGCUCGGACUUGGGAGGAUGGCAGGAUAUCGUAUUCCAGGGAACAGAUGGGCGCUGGUUCCUCAGCUGAAGCCUCGGGUUCUAAUGGCUUUAACAAAGCUGAAGAAGGGACAAUGAUGAUUUGGGAAGUUACGUUGGGUGCGAAGGCAUUUGGAUUGUUGGAGACUGGGUCCAUCGGAGAUAGGACUUUGGAUGAGUCGAGCAGCGGAGGCCCUGGACUGGGAAAGAGAAAGCGUAUUGUGGACGAGGAUGCAGAUUCCGCGGCUGGGAAUGACGAUGACGACGACAUUUAUCAUGAAGGGACGAGGUCUCCUAGGCGCCAAACGGUCGGCGUUGGACUUGAAUUCGAGCCUGCGAUUGAUGGCGCUUCGGGAAGGGCGACGUCAAGCCUGGGUAACCUCUCCAAAGAACUGCGAGAGGUCUAUUCUAUUCUGCAACGCGGAACUGCAAAGGGCAGGCUCCUUGCUGAACAGUUUCGAUCAACAGAUGAAACGUUCGAGCCUAUCUGCCCCCAUAUCACCAAGGACGAAUGUGCGAAAGUUGGAAGCCUAUCCGGUAACAACGCACCUUGCUCGCAAAUCCAUUUCCGCCCUCUAAUACGACCACAUACCGACGUUACAUUGGGACAUUGCUCGUACCUUAACACCUGUUAUUCCGAGCCAACCUACUCACAAUCACCAUCAAUACCACCGUUCCCGGGAUCUGCUAGUUUAAGUGGGGGUGUCAACCUUGGAGGUAUCAAUCUCAAUGCCACAAAUGCUAGAGGGCCUGUUAGCCUCCCUAGCGGCCUCGGUGCUGGGGGAAGGGGAAAGGAGAAGGCCCCUUGUCGCUACCUUCACUACGAGGUUGAUUGGGACGGGGACGAGCGACGAGCUGAACAGGAACGAGAGAAAGAGAAGGGAAAGACCGUCAUUAAGAAGCCUUACAAGUUGGGUAUUGGGCUCGGCCCUAUGGGGAGGGAAGCUACGCCGUUGCCGCCACAGUGGAUCAACUGCGAUCUUAGGAGGUUCGACUAUUCAGUACUUGGGAAGUUCCAUGUCAUCAUGGCUGACCCGCCUUGGGAUAUUCAUAUGAGCUUGCCCUACGGGACCAUGACUGACGAUGAGAUGAGGGCGAUGCCAAUUCCGGCGUUGCAGGACGAGGGACUCUUGUUCUUGUGGGUGACUGGGAGGGCUAUGGAAGUGGGUAGAGAAUGUCUGAGGGUGUGGGGUUAUACAAGAGUAGACGAGGUUGUCUGGGUGAAGACUAACCAGUUGCAGCGAGUUAUCCGCACGGGUCGGACUGGCCAUUGGCUCAACCACACGAAAGAACACAUGCUCGUCGGCAUCAAGAAUCCUCCUGGCGUAACUCAAGGGUCAAAUACGGGGGAAACACCUACUCUGAAGUUCCCUUCGUGGAUCAACAGAGGCCUGGAUACAGACGUGAUCGUAUCUGAAGUACGAGAAACCUCUCGCAAACCGGACGAAGUCUACAACAUGAUCGAGCGCAUGUGUCCAGGAGGCAGAAAGGUGGAGAUCUUUGGACGGAAGCAUAACGUCCGACCUGGUUGGAUCACGCUAGGAAAUCAACUAGGCAAUGUGGAUAUGAUAUGGGAGGAAGAUUUAAGGGAGAGGGUGAAGAAGCGAUACCCGGAACGAACAAUCGCUGGAGGAGAUGAGAACGUGCAGUAG
This is a messenger RNA of Coprinopsis cinerea okayama7#130, 1791 nucleotides long. RefSeq names its product m6a methyltransferase. The record is from RefSeq and is a predicted model, not a curated record. Bases 1 to 1791 code for a protein of 596 amino acids. Gene Ontology annotation, molecular function: mRNA m(6)A methyltransferase activity. The transcript is spliced from 5 exons. NCBI's taxonomy places the organism in Eukaryota, Fungi, Basidiomycota, Agaricomycetes, Agaricales, Psathyrellaceae. Gene Ontology annotation, cellular component: RNA N6-methyladenosine methyltransferase complex; nucleus.